Geodia barretti is the source of this 1318-nucleotide messenger RNA. The record is from the annotation of a GenBank genome assembly. Lineage: Eukaryota; Metazoa; Porifera; Demospongiae; Tetractinellida; Geodiidae.
AACACACGUACAUAGCUGAUGUAGGGGGAUGGAGCGACAGGCAGUAAACGGUGAGAGGAGACGGAUAAACUGGGGAGACCUUCUGGACGAGGCCUGGGGAAAAGACGAACCGCUCGCUCAGCACGCCACGCCGACGGUGCCGCCCGACAUUUGGCCGACGUGUCAUGACUGUGAUUCCUCCCUCGACGACCAAGACAAAGAGAACAGUACGGAGAACGACACGAAAGGAGCUCACAAACACACAGGAAUAGUCACCAGCGUUGGGAGAGAGGGUAAAAUAGCUGCAGGCUCGAGCUUUCUCCCUCUGGGACCAAAGUUUUUCUCCGAACUUUCAAAGUCUUCAAAACUACCAUCAAUAGAGAUAAACAGGAAAUGGGUGGCUAGGGACACCGGGAGGCGUGUUAGAAACACCUCAGGUCCUACUAGCAAAACCAAACUCCAACUGAAGCGCAGCUCGGGAGCGACUACAACCACCGCUAACAAGAAACGCCGCGAGAAACUUCGCCAGCUUUGCCUCGACUUGGGCCAGAAGAGUUUCGGCCAUGCGACGUGUCGUGCGUGUGGAAUGGUCUACUCUCUCGGGCACACCCAAGACGAGGCCGACCACGCACGGUUCCACAGACGCUACCUGUCGGGAAUUUCCUUUCACGGCUGGAAGAACGAGCGGGUCGUUGAGGUGUUUUUCGACGGGCGAAUCCUGGCGGUGUUUCCAGACGAUCGUAGACACCAUUUGAGAAAAGUCCGGGAGUUGUGUUCGCUGGUUGAUUCUGAGCUGGGGUUGGCCGCUGGAGUCAGUCCUUGGAGACCCACCACUAAGAUGUACCUAUAUGUGUCAGCUGCCAAGAAAGUCAUGGGAUGUGUAUUUGCUGAAAGAAUAUCAGAGGGAUAUCCAGUACUCGGUUCACCCUCAACUGCACACGAUAGUCGAAACUCCUCUAGUACGACAUCAUCGUCAAUGACAUCAUUAUCAAUUACAUCGUCGUUGUUGUCAGAGGGCCAGCAUCUGGAUUCACAAUCUGCAUGGUACUGCAGCUCUACCCCGAGGCCGGCUAUAGUGGGAGUCAAUAGAGUGUGGGUGUGUCGGCAACAUCGGAGGAGGGGUGUGGCCUCACGCAUCCUGGACACUAUCAGAUUCAAUUUCAUUUCUGGGAGCAUCGUCUCGAAAGACCAGCUGGCCUUCUCAGACCCAACCCCCAGUGGGAAAGCUUUUGCAGCCUCCUACUGUGGCACAGAGAACUUUCUAGUUUACCAUUGGAACAGUUGACUAUAGUGUGAUCAUUAUUAUGCUGUAAAAUCAGGAAAAAUUAUUUUCUUGUUC